Messenger RNA from Tuber melanosporum (Perigord truffle), 1602 nucleotides. RefSeq lists its product as uncharacterized. The record is from RefSeq and is a predicted model, not a curated record. The transcript is spliced from 2 exons. Gene Ontology annotation, cellular component: trans-Golgi network; exomer complex. Lineage: Eukaryota; Fungi; Ascomycota; Pezizomycetes; Pezizales; Tuberaceae. Gene Ontology annotation, biological process: Golgi to plasma membrane transport; conjugation with cellular fusion. Gene Ontology annotation, molecular function: protein dimerization activity. The coding region runs from base 81 to 1268 and encodes 395 amino acids.
CAACCAUCUGUACCUCCACAACUCCCCUCCUUCAAUUCCGUGUUUCCAUCAUCCAGAGCUCAAUCUUCCCUGCCCCCACAAUGCUGGUUUCACUUACCGUUGGAAAGGUCGAUGCCGGCCUAGCCAUCCUUCUUACCGAGGAGAAACGACUGAUCGAAUUUCCCUCCGUUCUUCUACCUCCCGGAAUCGUGUCCGGCUCGAUAGUCGACAUUCAGAUCUCACAGAACACAGAAGCCGAGGAUGCAGCAAGAAAGGCCUUCAAUGCUCUGCAGGAGGAGAUCUACAACCUCUAUGGAAUCCACUCUCCUUCAAAACCCGUCCUGCGUGUGAGGAAUGCCACGCAGACAUCUGUUGUGCUCGAGUGGGAUCCGGUCCAGCUAGCUACAGCCACUCUCAGAAGUUUGACUCUCUACCGCAAUAAUUCCAAGGCCGGAGCUAUCCCGAACCCAACGACUCACACUUCUACGAAGAUCAGCGGACUGGCGCUGGAUACCGAAUAUUCUUUCCAUCUCAUCUUACGAACUAGCGCAGGUACCUACUCUAGCGAGAAGCUGACUGUAAGAACCCACAAGAUGACUGACCUAUCGGGUAUCACGGUAUGCCCUGGCGUCAUGCCAGGAGAGACCAGGGAGGAACUCGAAGUGGCACUUCAGAGAAUUGGAGCCAAGCCACUUCAGGAUUUUGUUAGAAUCGACACAACACAUUUUGUUUGUACCGAGGGACGCGGCCAGAAUUGGGAAAGGGCACAGGAGAUGAAUAUCCCCGUCGUUAGACCAGAAUGGCUGCAUGCUUGUGAGAAGGAAGGGAGGAUUGUGGGAGUUAGGCAGUUCUAUCUGGGUGCAGAUGUGAGUAGGAUGAGGCAGGGGCUCCAGCAACAGGGAUCCCGUCCUCAGCAGCAUCGGCCCACGCAGAGCAUGACGGAAAGCCCGGCUACAACUCCAGUUGCAACCUCGGUUGCCGAGAGACGGGAUAGCAGGCACGAAAUUCCAACUAUAGAGCGAAGAGAGACUAGGCAAGAGAGCCCUACUCCCAUUACAAAGCAUGAGGAGGAGGGGGAAAAAGAUCCAAGGGAGGAUGAGGAUAGGAGGGGGGGGGCGAAGGAGGAUCAGGAGGAAAAGACACCUCUUUCUGAACAUAGUGCUGAAGGGGAAGCCUUUGACAUUGUGACAUUGGAUAAUGGAAGAUCUGCACCUACAGCUCUUGGCCCGGAGACGCCGGUUACAGACACAGGAAAAACUGAGGAAGGAUUUGAGGAAGUUCGACUUUAAGAUGGAGUUGCCUGACGCCGAGCCAUGUAUCAUAAAUUCUAUUGCAUCAGUUUAUUUUCCCUCUUUUUUUCAUUUUUUUCAUUUCAUAUCAUUGGGUUUGAUGGGCCUGGUUUGGUGGGUUUAUGGGUAUUUUUAUUCGAAUAGAUGAAACCGUGGACCUUGGAGACUACAGUAGUUGGGUCUAAAAAAAAGAUCGGUAAUGGAAAUUUGUUCCUAUGAAAGAUGAUGUCUCUAGCUAGUUAUGAUAACUAGCCAAUUAUUGGUAGUAGUUCAUUUGUAUCGCAAGCUGAAGCUAUCAUAAUAACUUGGAAGCUCAGUAGCAUUCAAACCCCGA